Patiria miniata (bat star) is the source of this 1777-nucleotide messenger RNA. Its product is annotated as phospholipase A2 AP-PLA2-I-like. Gene Ontology annotation, biological process: phospholipid metabolic process; arachidonate secretion; lipid catabolic process. The record is from RefSeq and is a predicted model, not a curated record. NCBI's taxonomy places the organism in Eukaryota, Metazoa, Echinodermata, Asteroidea, Valvatida, Asterinidae. Gene Ontology annotation, molecular function: phospholipid binding; calcium ion binding. The coding region runs from base 1061 to 1543 and encodes 160 amino acids. The transcript is spliced from 4 exons.
AGUAAACCUCGAGCUACAUCUAAAUGAUAUUUUACGAAAAGUUGACAAUAUGCCCAAGAAGACUCCGUCAACUUUACGAUGUUUUAAUUCCUGUUUUGUGAGAGAGUAAUAUUGCACUUGAUCCCGGAGCCGGAAGGGGGCAUGGGACUAAAGGUAGCGCUUUUUUAUACCAUUUUUGAGUUGAGAGUAAAUAUGAAAAGCUGUCAGAAAGAAUUUCACUAUAAGGGAGGGUCAUUCAUUCCCUCUAUCGACAGCCGGUUCAAGUGCGCCCUCCAUGCCCGUUUUAAACUUUAUUAUCUUUUAAAAACUCUCCACUCUAUAAAUUAUCAAAGCGUACUUUAAAUUGAACACAUUUUAUCAUCAGGAUUAAGAUUCUAGAGAAAAAGAAAUAUAAUAAAAUUAUUUAUAAAAUAACUUUUUAUCUUGUUGUCUUUAUUGUUUUAUAUUCUCCGACCGUUCGUUUUAUCGCACAGUAACGCAAAAUAGCCCUUUCAUUUUCUUUUUCUUUCGUCGUCAGUAACCGAUAACCGACAUUUCCAUAAUGUACAAAGCUUCAUUGUCAGUUAUUGUGACACCAAACGUUUGUUGUGAUGGGAAAACAUUGGAGCGGUGGUCAGCUGUCAACGAUCGGUUGGGCGUUAUCAAAAUUGUUUAAUUCAGUUUAAGAGAUUGAGAUCAAAACAAUUGUUAUGACCAACCUAAAACUAAGAAUAUCCGAUUGGACAUCAUUGUUUUUUCUUCGAAUUCGUCACUGUUAGAUAAGUCAAUCAAUGCUAAACGAUAAGAUAACUAGAACAGAAAUUGGUAUUUUUGUUUCAUUUUUGUUUCGUUAGAAAAUUUAUCAUCUUGGGACUUUCAAUAGACUUUUGAGACAAAGGUGCAUUUAUCCUGCUCCAAAUUCUGGUGAAAACAAAGAAUGGACAAACGUAUAAAUAUUAGUCUGGAACGAGAGACGAACCACUGACUUAGAAGCUCUCCGAGUGAUACGCAGCGAAUUCAGACCGGCUCCUCCGAAGUAUUUCCCCGUCGAUAUCCUGACAUCACCCGAUAAACCAUCACCAUGAAGCUCCUUCUUCUACUGGCGGCGGCAGUUGCCCUAGCGAAUGGCGCAGCAGAUCGUGAAACUACCAGUGUGCUGCAGUUUGGCAAUAUGAUUCUCUGCCUGGUGGAUCUGGGUCUCUGGUCUGGGCUGGACUACAACGGUUAUGGCUGUUACUGUGGCUACGGAGGCUCAGGCAAAGCGCUGGAUGCUACCGACCAAUGCUGUGUAGAACACGAUAACUGCUACGGUAGAGCUCCAACGGAGGGCGGAUGCAAUACCUUGGAUACCUACUUAAUCGACUACGACUACGAAAAAACCACUGACGCUAAUGGCAACUGUGCCAUCAAAUGCAAGGCAGAGGCCGACUACGGGUUUUUCUCCAUCAAUUCCCAAUGCAAAGCCUUCAUGUGUGAAUGUGAUCGCAAGGGGGCGCAAUGCUUCGCAGACAAGCGGGGCUCGUUUAACCGCGACUAUGUCAACUAUGACAAGAGCAGCUGUUAAAUGUUGAGUAUGUAGGCCUACUCCUGAGGUUGGUCCAAAAACAGAGCGAGUUCAAAUCCAGUGAUACCCUUUUAAGGGAUUAAUUCCUCAGCAAUAAUUUAUUAUUGGUAGUGUGUUGGCAACCUCCUCGGUUCUUUCUGUGGCCUCUCUGGAAUCUCCCAUAAAUUUGCACUAAGUUUAGUCGGGCACAAUUUGCAGUCAUCAGCCGACAUUUGAAGCAAAACAAAAAACAGG